Messenger RNA from Parascedosporium putredinis, 297 nucleotides. NCBI's taxonomy places the organism in Eukaryota, Fungi, Ascomycota, Sordariomycetes, Microascales, Microascaceae. The record is from the annotation of a GenBank genome assembly.
AUGGUCGGGCGCGAGGGGAAAGCUCAUUCGGACAAGCCACAGGACCUUCAAGUUCGCGAACUGGUGACGGUCGGUCAUGUUGAUGAGAUCCUGGUCAACUUCAGCACACCCCCCUUCCUUCCGACCUCGCAUCGCCCCGCCCUUCCUUGGCCCAUCCCGGGCACUGUCCAUGCACGGAGCGUUGGCAAUGGCCCUUCGAGCGCGGGAGAUUGUGCAUCCCGCAUCAUGCACUCCGGGGAAUCCUGGGUCGAGCCGAACAUGAACAUCUUGUCCCCUGUCAGCUACCAUCACCAUUGA